AACCCAGGAAAUACUCCAUUCAGAGUCUCGGUGGAAACCGGUUACUUGUUUCCUUGUAGAAUCUCUCCCCUUCCUUCUAAGUAGUUCCAUUAUUAUUAUUAUUCCUAACCCUAACCUAACUUAAACUAAACUAAACCCUUUCACACACUUGUUCUUCAAUCAAGUUUCUUCCCAAAACGACCAUGCCGUUUCCGUGGAAGAAAAACCGCGUCCCCCGAAUCUCCCAAUUCGUCGCCGAUCUCCAAUCGCCAAAACGCGGCGGUUCCCUCGUCGUCGAGACCGGCUUCCCCACCUCCCUCAUCGACCUCUUCGUCAAAAACCAAAGCCGCUUCCAAAAACACCGCUCCAAAAAACCGCCACCGCCAAAAUCCCUCUCCGCCACCGAUCCUCCGCCGCCUCCUCCACCUCCACCGCCCUCUCCGGCCACUUCUCCGCCUCCCUCACGCGUCCCCGCCGUCCCAACCACUCCAGUAGAGCAAGACGACACCGCCGUUUCCGCUCCGGAUCGAAUUACCGAAUGCUCUGGCUCUCACUGGUCUCGUGUGAACGCCGUCGUCCUCGUUGCAAAGAUUCUGAUGGUGUUGGUCUUAGUCGCGAGCGUGGAGAGGCUCACCGUCGGAAUCACCGCGUCGGCGUUCGCGCUUCUGCUUCUCGAAUACGCAGGGCUGCGGCGCGCCGUCGUUUCGUGUUCUGUCGCAGAAUCGCGGUGGCGGUGGUUCCAGAAGGUUCCGAGGAAGGAGCGUGUUGUUGUUGAGAGAAUUGAAUUCGAAUUCGCCGAAUUGAACAAGGGUUUGUCAAUCGAUGAAAUUGAGGUUGUGGAAACAACCAACGAAGGGGGGAUUUGUUGCAGUGAAAUUGGUGACGUGGCAUUGAAGGUUUUGGAGCCGUGUUUAUGUGAUGAAGAUGUUUCUGAAUGCAAGAUUAGACCUAGCCGAAGUGGUAGGUUUAGGUCGAAGAUGGUGAAGCUUGUUUCUAAGAAAUUUCGUGGGUCUAAGAAAAAGAAUAAACACAAUGAGGGUGAGUCAGGUAGUGAAAUUUCAAGUGCUGUGGGAGAAGAAAAGUUACCAAUUUUAGAAAUUGAAGAGGAAGAGGAGGAAGAGAAUGGGGAUAAUAAGUCAAGUAACACUAAACCUGAUUGUGGAAUCACUUGUUCCUAUGAGAAGAAAGUGAAUAGAGUUGAGAAUUCAGGUUCUUCCAUGGUUUUAGUUAUGAUUAUUGCCCUUGUUGGGCUUCUUUUGGGUCGUUUUCCAGCAUUGGUACUUUUGAUGACAUGGUGUUGCUUGAUGAAGAUACUUGGGAUUCUAUGGAGAACACAGAAAGUGCCUAUGAAUAUGAUCAAGUGUUCUGUUUCAAACUCUUGAUGGGAACAAGUUUUUGUGUUUUUUACUUUUUUUAUUCCCACUUUGUUUCUGGAUUAUGAUACACAGCUGGUAAAAAUUUCAUGUUUAGUCUAGAAAGACUGAGGAGAGGAUUAUUCCCAUGAUAGGAACUCCAACCAUUUGUUGGGAAUCCAACUUCAUGCGUUGUACUUUGAAAUGUAAAUUUAUAGAUAGAUAGAUACUAAUCAUAGUCAAUACAUUCUUUCUUUGUCUAUGAUGUUAAUUAGUUAUUCUUAUGAUGCGUUGUUUUAGAUUGAUGGCAAAAGAUUGAAAAGGUUGAAAUGAAAUGAGAUGACAAGGAAGACAUUUGUUUAGAUGUUAGAAGAUGCAGUUAAGUUAGGAAGGAAUGGAACUUCUGGUGACUUUAA
Glycine soja is the source of this 1747-nucleotide messenger RNA. RefSeq lists its product as uncharacterized. The transcript has a single exon. The record is from RefSeq and is a predicted model, not a curated record. The coding region runs from base 183 to 1361 and encodes 392 amino acids. NCBI's taxonomy places the organism in Eukaryota, Viridiplantae, Streptophyta, Magnoliopsida, Fabales, Fabaceae.